AGUCUAUGCUUGCCUCUCUGACUGACACUGACAUUUCUGCUAUCCCUGGUGUGGUCAAAUCGGAAAUUUUGCAGUCAAUUUUCAAAAGUUCAAAUAAAUUGUCGAUACAUUGUGAAAGACACUAUAUUAAUUAUUCGAUUAAUAAAGAGCACCUGUUACAAAGGUCCUUUGAAGGAAGGGCUGAAAAUUAUGUUAUUUUUGUGUUAACCUAUCUUACGUAAUUCAAACAGCGAAAUGGGAAACACAGUGUCGGCCGAGGCUGGCGUAAAAUUGCCAAACAUUUCGGGUACGUCCAACCCACCGCCAGAAUGUCCAAUGCACAACAAGCAAGCCGAUCCUAAACCCGAAGAAACAAAACGACCAUCCGAAUGCCCCGUGCAGCAUGGCAAUGAUGUUAAUCCAUACAACAUGAUGCCGCCAGCUAACCAGCAGCCUGCCCCAGACCAGCCAUUUGAACUUCCCACCCAACGUCAAGUGUCCUCAAUUCCCCGUGCCAUGCCAGAUGGCUCCACAGAGUUCUGGGUAUACCCCAGCCAACAAAUGUUCUGGAAUGCCAUGUUACGCAAGGGAUGGCGCUGGAAGAAUGAGGAUAUCAAACAGAAAGAUAUGGAUGACAUCAUUAAAAUACAUAAUGCCAACAAUGAGCAGGCAUGGCAAGAGGUUUUAAAAUGGGAAGCACUUCAUGCUAAGGAAUGUGGACAUCCAAGAUUGAAGAGUUUUGGUGGCAAAGCUUCAGACUACAGCCCUAGGGCUCGCAUCAGACAUUGGCUUGGAUAUGAGCUGCCAUUUGACAGACAUGACUGGAUCGUCGACAGAUGUGGAAAAGAAGUGCGCUAUGUAAUUGACUACUAUGAUGGUGGAGAAGUCGACAACAAAUACCAAUUCGCCCUUCUUGACGUCAGGCCUGCCCUGGACUCCUUUGAUAAUGCAUGGGACAGAAUGAAAGUUAUGUAUAUGAGAUAUCGUUAUGAGCUUAUUGGCUCCAAAGAAAAUAAUAAAUUGACUAAUUAGAUUCAGUGCUUGAUCAUGCGUGUUGCAUGAAUUUACAUAAAAUAAUUAAGUAUUUAUUUUUUUGUGGGGUUCUUCUGUCGACAUGAGUUUGUCACUGUGGAAACUCUUUGUGAUUAUACUUUAAAUUAUUAUUCACAAAGUAACAGUACUUGUCGUCUUGAUACAGACUUCAUGAUUGUUAUAAUUUCCUUAAUAAUGCAUAUUAAAGGAUAUUAGAUUGUGUAGUUAACAUUUGGAGUAGUGAGAAGUAUUGUUUAUGGCCCUACAAUCCGUAUUUUAGUGUGAACUAAUGUUUCAUCAAGGUCUGAGUAAAACCUAAGAAAAUAUGUGAGAAACAUUAAAGCUAGUUCUAAUUUUAAUUUGGUACCUAAAUAAUGUCAAUAAUACAUUGGAUAAGAACUUAACUAACAAUUAAAUGCAAUAAAAAAUGUUAAAAAUAAA
Molecule: messenger RNA, 1452 nt
Organism: Helicoverpa armigera (cotton bollworm)
Lineage: Eukaryota; Metazoa; Arthropoda; Insecta; Lepidoptera; Noctuidae
Gene: Cchl
Product: holocytochrome c-type synthase
Exons: 4
Coding region: 235-1011 (258 amino acids)
Biological process (GO): cytochrome c-heme linkage
Cellular component (GO): mitochondrion
Molecular function (GO): holocytochrome-c synthase activity
Source: RefSeq, a predicted model, not a curated record